Molecule: messenger RNA, 8915 nt
Organism: Eublepharis macularius
Lineage: Eukaryota; Metazoa; Chordata; Lepidosauria; Squamata; Eublepharidae
Product: neural-cadherin-like
Exons: 34
Coding region: 1-8589 (2862 amino acids)
Biological process (GO): homophilic cell-cell adhesion
Cellular component (GO): plasma membrane; cell-cell junction
Molecular function (GO): calcium ion binding
Source: RefSeq, a predicted model, not a curated record
AUGCAGCUCCCGUGGGCUGUGGGCGAGGAGAGAAUGAGGGGCUCGGCGGGCGCUCCGGCGCUUUGCGGGCGGCGCCUUCUUGUCUUUUCGCUUCUGGCCGCCUUAGGGAGCCCCUCAGAAGGCAGCCCCCGGCCUCGAGCGUCCCCCAGCGCGCUCUGCUUCCACGGGCAGGUGCCCGAGAACAGCCCGCCGGGGACUUGGGUGCGGGGGCUGAGGGUGCCGCUGCCGCUCGUCCCGGGCCGGCCCCCGGGGCGAUGGGCGCUGGAGGGCGAGGGCGCCUCUCGCUUCGCCCUGCACUUGCUCCCGACCAAGGGCGCCGCUUUUUUGCGCACGGCGGAGCGCUUGGACAGGGAGGCGCGCUCCGGCUACGCGCUCUCCUUGCGGGGUCCCUCCCGGGCGGUGCUACUGCGCCUGCGGGUCUUGGAUCGCAACGACCACCGGCCUCACUUCCCGCCCAGCCCGGGGCUGCCGCUGGAGGUGGACGAGCUGUCGCCGCUGGGCUCGGAGGUGGCGCGGCUGCGCGCCUGGGACGCCGACGAAGGCGCCAACGCGCGCCUCACUUACCUCUCCGGGCAGGUGCUGGCCGUGAGCUCUCUGCUGGGCAUGCGCCGCCUCAGUCUCUGGGUCUCGGCCCAGGACCACGGCGCGCCUCGGCCCCUGCGGAGCCCGGCCAGGCGCUUGGAGUGGGCAGUCCGGAGGAGCGGGCGAGAGCCCCGGGAGCAGACGGCUCCGUCGCUGCGCAGAGCCCGCGCUCUCGCGGCCCCCAAUCCCCUCUACAAAGUGCGUAUCCCCGUCGGGGCGCCGCUCGGGGAGCCCAUCUUCACCGUCCCGGGCGCUCGCUACCAGGAGGCCGGGGGCAGCUGGUUCGAGCUGGCUUCCCCGGCGGCCGGGGGCUCCUUCCCGGUUGAGUUGGACAGAGGCUCCGGCCGGCUCUACCUCAGCCGGCAGCUGGAGCGAGGAGGCCAGACGGAGGUGAUGGUCAAGGUGCACCAGAUGGACGGGCAAGAUGCUGACUGGUAUUUGUGCCAUGUGGUGAUUAUUGCUGUUGAAGAGGAGCCCAUAUCUUGGGGAAUGUACCCAUAUCCCUAUCUGGCACGGGUUGAUCCUGAAGCCCGGGCAGGCACUUCAGUCUACCAGCUGCUUGCCCAUUACAGUGGCAGUGAAAAUUCCAGUAUUGAAAUAUCAUAUGCUCUGAUUGCUGGUGGUGAAGAACGAUUUGAUGUCGAUACAGAUACGGGUCUCAUCUUGACGACUGGCUUGCCUUUAACUCCUGAUCAGGAGUAUGUGGUCACUGUGUUAGCCAUCGAUGAAUAUGGCAGCAAAAGCCCCUAUGCUUUUAUCUCCAUCUUGGCUGGCACGAGGCCACCUCAGUUUACUAACACAUCAUACAGUUUGUUUGUCCCAGAAAAUACCUCAGCAGGUGAAAAAGUGGCUGUAGUUGAGGCAGUUUCUUUCCAGAGUCACCCUCUCUCUUACACCUUGCUGAUGAAUCCAAGUGGCCUGUUCAGCUUGGAGCAAGGAACCGGAGCGCUAAGUCUGACUCACGCAGCGGACUACGAGAGCGAGCAUCACCUCUACCAUUUUUUAGUGAAAGCGGUGGAAGCAGAGAGUUUGCUCAGCAGUGUAACUGAGGUUAUAGUUCACAUCACAGAUGAAAAUGACUGCUCUCCAGAAUUUGAGCAGUCAAUUUACAAUCGAGAAAAUAUUCUUGAAUCAACCCCUGUAGGCACAUCUUUAUUACAAGUUCUUGCAACCGACUGCGACUCCGGCUCCAACUCUGAGGUCCUCUAUUUUGUUCAAAGUGUGGAUUUUUCGAUCACUCCCGAGGGUACCAUCAGUUCCAGCCAGCGACUGAACUUUGAAAUAGCCAACCACAUGUAUGAAUUCGUGGUCAUUGCUGUAGACAAAGGGCAUCCUCCUCAGACAGGCACUGCAUCUGUGCGCAUUCGUAUGGCAAAUGUGAAUGAUGAAGCUCCCGUCUUCUCCCAGCCUGUUUACAGAACUUUCCUCUCAGAAGAUGCAGGUCCUGGGACUUUAGUGGCCACUAUCCAUGCAAAGGACCCUGAUGGAGAUGGAGUGAUAUACAUAAUUACUGGCGGUAAUGAAGAAGGCAACUUUGAAUUAGAGAGCCAUAAAGGGAUCCUCAGACUCCGCCGAAACCCUGUGCCUAAACUAAAUGGCCCACAAUAUGUUUUGAAUGUCUCUGCUAUAGAUGACAAUUCCUCAGGGGGACCAAGAGCUCUCAGUAGUUUUGCAGAGGUGGUUGUAGAAAUUAAUGACAUUAACAACAACAAGCCUGUUUUCAGAGAGUGUGCUUACUACAGUGACAGUGCCAGAGUGUUAGAAAACCAGCCCCCAGGCACCUACGUCCUGCAGGUGGAAGCCUUCGAUGCCGACCUGGGAUUGAAUGGGAAGGUGAAGUAUGGCCUCAUGCACAGGGAUAGAAUUUCACCAGGUUUCAGCAUUGAUCCUGAUUCAGGGGUUAUCACUACAAUUUGCAGUUUUGAUCGAGAGAAGCAGAAGGAAUUUACACUGUCUGUGACAGCGACUGAUCAAGCUCAAGAACCACUGAUUGGCAUAUGUCAAAUCACUGUUUCCAUCAUGGACGUAAAUGACAACGAUCCGCAGUUCGAGAGCAGCCACUAUCAACAUUUCCUUCGUGAAGAUACUCGAGUGGGAACAAGUUUUCUCCGUGCUGCAGCUCAUGACAAUGACCAAGGAAUAAAUGCUGUCAUUACAUACUCCAUUUUACAGCAGGAGCCUGAGCAUUUCCAAAUUAACCCCAGCACUGGCUGGAUAUAUGUGAAUCACUUAAUCUCCCAGGCAUUCCAGAUAAACAGGUACAUCAUAGCCACCGAUGGAGGGAACCGAAGCAGCAGUGUGGAGCUGACCGUCACUGUCACUAAAGUACUUAAUCAGUUGCCACAGUGGGAGGAAAGCACUUACUGGGUAACGAUCCCGGAGAAUACUGUUCGUGAUACCAAAAUAGUGACUGUCAAAGCUACGUCCUCUCUUGGUGAUCCAAGGAUUACAUACAGCCUUGAGGAGGGUCAGGCUCCAGAGAACAACAUGCCUAUUCGCUUCUACCUCAAACCAAACAGAGCAGACGGAUCUGCUUCGCUUCUGGUAGCUGAGCCGCUUGACUUUGAGACCACCAAUUUUUUCACACUGCGCAUUAAGGCUCAGAAUGUAGUUGCAGUUCCCUUAGCAUCUUUCGCCACUGUUUGUGUUAAUGUAACAGAUGUGAACGAUAAUGUCCCAUUCUUCACAUCUGGGACUUAUGAAGCCUCUGUACCUGAAGGAGCAGUUAUUGGCAGCUCUGUUGUGCAGGUUAUAGCUACUGAUCUGGACUCUGGACUCCAUGGAAAGGUGCGCUAUGUAAUACUGAAGGACCCUGGUGAAGAUUACCAGUACUUCACCAUUGACCCCAAGUCGGGAGUCAUUUCCACCCAGGCAUCUUUUGACAGAGAAAAGAGAGUGUCAUAUUUGAUUGAAGUUCAGUCUUGUGAUUCUUCUGAUUCGGCCAGGCCUGGUAUCUAUGGGCAGCCUAACACAGAUAUAGCAUAUGUGCGGAUUUUGAUUAGUGAUGUGAAUGACAAUGCUCCUGCUUUCCCACAUUCAGUGUAUGAAAUUAAUGUAGAUGAAGACAAGGAUGUUGGGUAUGUUGUUUUGACAACUACAGCAUAUGAUAAAGAUGAAGGAUCAAAUGCCAAGCUAAGAUACCAGAUUACUUCAGGGAAUGUACGAGGAGAUUUUGAUGUGGAACCUGAAGCUGGAACCAUCUUGAUUGCUCAGCGUCUAGAUUAUGAAGAAGAGCAAUGUUAUGAGCUUCAGCUGGUAGCCUCUGAUGGAAAAUGGGAGAACCACACUCUACUUGUCAUCAGGGUAAUUAAUAAGAAUGAUGAAGCUCCAGUGUUCGCUCAGAACGAGUAUCACAGCAGCAUCUUAGAGGAACUUACAGAUCUUCCUGUAGUAGUUUUACAGGUUUCUGCUAUUGACCCUGAUCAGGCAGCUGAUCAGAGCACUCUUCACUAUUCGCUGCAUGGACAGGGUGCCCAAAGUGAAUUCAGUAUCGAUGAAUACACUGGGGAAAUAAUUGCAAAUGAGAAGUUAGACCGAGAAAAGCGAUCUGUAUGGCGCUUCCUAGUCCUUGCUACAGAUGAAGACGGUGAGGGUCUAACAGGCUUUGCAGAUGUAAUCAUAGAAGUGACUGAUGUGAAUGACAAUCCACCUCUUUUCCUUUGUAUCUCGGACGGUUGCUUUAUGGGAAAAAUCCCCGAGGAUUCUCCAGCUGACUCCAGUGUAAUGGAGAUGUCAGCAAUUGAUCUUGAUGAUCCCAGAGCUGGGGAAAAUGCAGUGUUAACCUACAGCAUUAUUCAGAAUGUCCAAAAUAAUAUUAACCUCAACUUGUUCUCAAUCAGUCCAGUUACUGGCACCAUUUAUACUGUGUUGGGAUCUUUAGAUCGGGAGAAACAAGGUGAAUAUCUGGUGGUGGUUGAAGCAAAAGAUGGAGGGGGACUUACUGGAACGGGGACUGCCACUAUCUUGGUGACUGACAUAAAUGACCACGCACCAGCCUUUACACAAAAGAUUUAUACGGCCUUUAUCUCCGAGGACGCCAGCCUUAACGCUGAAGUUAUCAAGUUGUCAGCUAUCGAUAGAGAUGAAGGAGAAAACAGCAUGGUGACUUUCAGUAUUCUGGACGGAGAUGACGAUCACAAAUUCUUUAUUGAGUCUGACAAAGCAGACAAGUGUGGCAUUAUUCGACUGAGGAAACAGGUAGACUUUGAGAAGCCUCACGAGCGUGUGUUUAACUUGACAGUAAAAGCCGAGGAUCUAGAUUUCUUCAGCAUUGCUCACUGUGUCAUUUAUGUGGAAGACUUCAAUGACCACCCCCCUAUGUUUUAUCCACAGUUUUAUGAAGUGGCUGGUCUGGCUGAAGAUGUUCCUCUGGGUACUAAAGUGGUACAGGUUAUUGCUCUUGAUCUAGAUUCUGGGCUGAAUGGAAGGUUCUCUUACCACCUGCUAAACAAGUCUAACCCAAAUGGUCAGUUUUCUGUGGCUAAUGAUGGCUGGGUGCUAGUGGCAAGACAUCUGGAUUACGAGGCUGUGGUGCAGUACCAGCUUGUGGUCAUUGCCACAGAUAUGGGACAGCCUGCCAUGAGUGGCAGUGCCACAGUUCUUGUGGCUCUUCAGGAUGUAAAUGAUAAUGGACCAGAGUUUGAGGCUCCAUACAGCCCGGUAGUUUGGGAGAAUACUCCAUCUCCUCAGAUCGUCGCGAUGAACGAAACUUCGACAUUGUUAUAUGCUAAAGACCGAGACAGCCCGUCUAAUGGGGCUCCUUUCUCCUUUCACUUACUAAGCGAUUUUGGCAGCGUGACUUACUUUAACUUGCAGGACUUCAACAACGGAAGUGCAGUGUUGACUGCGUUACGUACCUUUGACAGGGAAGUGAACAAGAUGUUUUAUCUGCCGAUUCUGAUUGCUGACAGUGGCAACCCACCCAUGAGCUCAACCAACACACUGACUGUUAAUAUCGGAGACCGAAAUGACCAUCCUCAUGCUGCUGGUUCCAUGGAAUGCCUUGUUUUCAGUUUCAAUGGGAUCCUACCCACAACUGUACUAGGUCAGAUUCAUGCUCCAGAUAAUGAUGAUUGGGAUCACAAGACAUAUCACUUUGAAGGAAAAGAACCCAGGUAUUUUGUCCUCAAUGAUAACACUGGCUUAUUAAGUAUUAAAAAAGGUACUCCUCCAGGAACAUAUAACAUAAGAGUGAAAGUUACAGAUGGCAUCUGGCCUGAUGUGAUCUCUACUGUAAAGGUGGUGGUGAGAGAGAUCAAAGAAGAAGCUGUUCGCAAUGCGGGAUCUCUCCGGAUAAGAGGUAUCACGGCAGAAGAUUUUAUAUAUCAGUCACCUGAGAGUGAAAGUAUGUAUAACCAAAUGAAGAAGAUGUUUUCAGAAAUCAUACCUGCCCAGCUUGAAAAUGUCCAUCUCUUCAGUGUCUUGAACAGCCCAGAUGAAGUGCGAGGAGUUGAUGUAUGGUUUGCAGUUCAUGGAUCAUCCUACUAUAAAGCAGAAAAACUCAAUGGCAAUGUUGCUGCAUCCAAAACACGGCUGGAGACCAUCUUGAAUAUCAGCAUCAGCCAAGUGGGUAUAGAUGAGUGCUUGGCUGCAAACUGCUCUCAUAGCACUGGAUGCAUCAGCAAGAAUGAAUUUAGUCCUCUUCCAACAAUAACUUCUUCUGGAAGUGUUUUGCUGGCCUCUGUUACAGUAACGAGCCAUUUCCAGUGUACUUGUGACGCUCGGGAGAGGAAGCACCGUUCUUGUUCCUCCUACCAGAUAAAUCCAUGUUUUAAUGGUGGUACCUGUAUGGACACAGACCAGGGUUACAGCUGCAAGUGCCCUGUGGCUUUCCAUGGGCCUGAAUGCCAGCAGACUCAGCGCACCUUCAGAGGACGUGGGUAUGCUUGGUUCCCACCCCUGAAGCCUUGCUUUGAGAGCCGUAUCUCUGUGGAUUUCAUUACCGAAAUGGCUGAUGGCCUUCUGCUUUACAAUGGGCCGGUAGCGCAUGUGAAGUCUGGGGAAACGGAGGACUUUAUUGCAUUAGAGCUCUCAGAAGGCGUUCCGUCGCUAACUUUAAGUCAUGGCUCGGGGGCGCUGUUCCUGCAGCUGUCAAAGGAAGUCAACGUAGCUGAUCAUCGUUGGCAUAAUAUAAAAAUAAUAAAUGAUGGAAAGAAUGUACAGCUGAUCCUGGACCACUGUCUGAAUGUUUCAGUUACGGAUAGAGGUGAGCUGGAAGAAGUGUCAAGCGCAGAUCAAUCUGUCUGUAAAGUUUCUUCUGAAACUCCAGGAAAUGAGAGAUUUCUCAGUGUUCACCAACCUCUUCAGCUGGGUGGUGUUAAGAAAGCCCUGCCGUACCAUGCUUCACAAAAGCACCUCAGAGGGUUUACUGGCUGCAUACGAAACGUGAUCAUUGAUAGCCAGAUGUACGAUUUAGAGCAUCCUGCAGAAUCCUUAAACAGUGCACCAGGUUGCACACUGACUGAUGGAAUGUGCCAGAAAUUUGGUAUUCCCUCCUGUGGUAUCCAUGGUAAAUGCUUGGGUGACUGGAACUCUGUAACUUGCGAGUGUUAUGCUGGCUACACAGGAUCAAGAUGUGACAAAGUUGUUCCAGAGUGGACCUUUGGAAGGGAUAGCUGGAUUCAUUAUGAACUGAAAAACAUGCUCAGUGCUUACAAAAUCCGAGUACAACUUAUGGUGCGCACAAGAAUGUCCUCCUGUACCCUUCUCAGUAUGACCUCUGCUGAUGGAAAUGGAUAUAUUAGAAUGGAGGUAAUUGGUGGACAUUUUGGUGUGAGCUUCGGUUUGGGAGAUGAGGAUCACAUGCUUCAACUAAGCAGUGUACGCAUAGACAAUGGCCACUGGGUCGUGCUAGCCCUAGAGAAAUAUCCCAAUGAAUUUUCUUUGUGGAUUAAUGAUGGUGGAGGGGAUCAUGAGACAUCCUUCAUUCUGGGACAAAACAGACAGUUGGACAUGGAUUUGACAAGCAUUGUGCUGGGAAACCGUCUUGCCAACUAUUCAGAAAGUGAUUUCCAAGGCUGUAUGCGGGAUGUUCGACUGAAUGGCCAUUCUCUUCUGGUGGAUGGUGAAAGUACUGAAUACAGUUUUCUUGUAGAACAACAUAGUGUCACUGUCGGCUGUCAUUCUAGCUCUUGCAGCAAUCAACCCUGCUACAGUCCUUUCCAUUGUGUAGACCUCUGGAGGAAGUAUGAGUGCAGAUGUCCAGCUGGCAAAGUGGAAGUGACAGACAGGCUUACAGGCCUUAAACAGUGUACGUCGUCACCCUGUGGACACUGGAACUGUAGGAACGGAGGUACCUGCGUAGCGCAGUCCCGAGACAAAUAUGUCUGCCAGUGCCCUGAAGGAUAUAAAGGAAAGUGGUGUGAAAUCAGCCCUGUGAAAGCAGGAAGACCAGUGGGACUCAGUUCUGGUUCUAUCUUGGCCAUCAGCAUGUGCCUGCUUGUCUUUCUAGGUUUAUUAGUCUCUUAUACCGUAUGGAGUCAAUGGGGGAGAUCAAGUUUUCGGAAAGGAGGAAUUUACUACAUUCCUGAAGAACGUGAAAGUUGGGAAGAUGUUAGAGAAAACAUCUUCCAUUAUAAUGAGGAGGGAGGAGGGGAACAUGACCUGAAUGCUUAUACUAUAAAUGAUUUAAAGAAACCUCUACAAAGUAUGCCCCAGCUCUCAUCAGGGACUGCUGCUUCACUCCUCAAAUCACUUUCUGGACCACAGAGAAACCCACCCAUGAAUCACACAUCCCAAGGAGAAUCUAGUUCUUUGGUUUCCAGUGUCCCUGACUUCAAACAUUAUGUGACUCAAAUAAUACAGGAAGCAGACAAUGACGUGUCCAGCCUUCCAUUAGAUACUAUGCAUUUCUAUUGCCUAGAAGGCUCUUGUUCUUCAGCGGGGAGCUUGAGUUCCUUAGAUACCUGCAGCAUAGAGGAAGAUCUAAAUUUUGAUUAUCUCAAAGAAUGGGGACCAAAGUUUGUAAAGCUAAAAGAGCUCUAUGAACUUCCAAGUGAACGCUUAUAAAAUGCGGAGACAGGGACCCAGUACAUUGCUGCGACAUGGAUCUUGCACCUAGGAAAACACACUUUAGAAACAUUUUAGUAUCUUAUUAAACAGCACUAAUCAGUUGACCUGUUUAUUAACAUUGGCUAUGUGGGAGCAAUGUUUACGUCUCAUUCCUUUAAAAUGAUCGGAACAUGUUUUUAUAUGUGCUGUAUAAAUAAAGUUAGGAAAAUUAUUUUCUGUGCGUGUGAAGUUGCCUAAAUACGUUGCACUCAAUUUUUGUAGUGAAAUAGCUUGAAGUAGUAGUCCAUAGAUUCAAAUGUUUAUAUUUCAGCCAUCUUCUAUCA